Molecule: messenger RNA, 794 nt
Organism: Dioscorea cayenensis subsp. rotundata (Guinea yam)
Lineage: Eukaryota; Viridiplantae; Streptophyta; Magnoliopsida; Dioscoreales; Dioscoreaceae
Product: 14 kDa zinc-binding protein
Exons: 5
Coding region: 26-484 (152 amino acids)
Biological process (GO): sulfur compound metabolic process; purine ribonucleotide metabolic process
Cellular component (GO): cytoplasm
Molecular function (GO): adenylylsulfatase activity
Source: RefSeq, a predicted model, not a curated record
UUCUAAACAAAGAGGCAGGCUUGAGAUGAAGGACAAAGAUAAAAGCCGAGUUGGAGUUCUAAGCUCUCACUUGAUCCCCAUGGCUUCCUCAGAGAAGGACGCCGCCCUCGCCGCCGCCGCCUCCCCCGCUGCCGCCGACACCCCGACCAUAUUUGACAAGAUUAUAAAUAAGGAAAUUCCUUCCACUGUGGUUUAUGAGGAUGACAAGGUUCUUGCAUUUAGAGACAUAGAGCCUCAAGCUCCGACACAUAUCUUAAUCAUCCCUAAGGUUAAGGAUGGAUUGAGUGGGCUCUCAAAGGCAGAGGAGAGGCACAUUGAAAUACUCGGCUAUCUCCUGUACAUAGCUAAGGUUGUUGCUAAGCAGGAAGGGCUUGAUGAUGGGUUUAGAAUUGUGAUCAAUGAUGGGCCAAACGGAUGUCAAUCGGUUUAUCAUCUUCACAUUCAUCUUAUUGGUGGGCGACAGAUGAACUGGCCCCCAGGCUAAUAUGAAUCUUCUGGCUGUUAUCUUGAGUGGUAAGAUUCAUCCAAAGAUCUCUUUAAAUAAAUUGGACUGAUGCAAUCAGAUUGUGACUGCAUAAGAAUUAAACCUCUAUUUAAGGGAUGUACUUCUGAUCCUUGAAUUUCAGCUUUUCAUUGUGUUUGUUACUUUGUUGUACUUAGUUUGAAGUGACCCCUUUAUUGCUUGCUGGUGGACAUAUUUGGUUGAAGUUUAACUGGUAAGUUAUCAUAUGAUUGGUAACUAUUCUUAUUUCCAGUUUGUUAUUAAUGGAUGGCCAAGUUGGUUUGCUAUGUUA